CACUCUGCUACCUCUCUCUCUCUCUCUCUCUUUCUCCAGCCUCUAUUAUUGUUCUGAAUCUCCUCCUCAGUGCUCAGAGUGAAGGCUGGCAGUGUUGUGAGGGGUAGUGUGGGAUGAUGCAGGGGAUCAGACCUGGUCUAGCCUCUGUUCUGCUGGUCAGUGUGUUUUUGGGAAUCCAGGCAUCUGGGACUACCUUCCGACCUCAUAACUGCACACUGCGGUGUGUUCAGCAGGAAACUCCAGGAUGUGAGUAUUGCAGGAUCAGUAAGGAAGAUGUCCAAAGGACACUCGGUUUCUCAUCAGCUGCCCUCUUUACAGGAUGUGUGCCAUGGCCAUGUUCCUCUUUUUUAGGCCAGCAGACUCCCGAGGUUUGCCAGCACUAUGUUAACGCUCCGGAGAACAUCACCAUUGAGUUUGUGGAUAAUCCAAAUCCGAAAUAUGAUACAGCUGUUGUGUCCUGGAGUCCUAGCAAAUAUGGUAUUGCUUUCCUGAGAGGAUUCCAGGUUACACUGCAGACUUUGGGUGGAACAAAGACCUUCUGCCAGCUCUUCCUCCUUCAAAACAAUCUGUCAUUAUCUGCCUCACAUUCUCAAAGCGUGUAUUACUCAGACCCGUUCUCGGAGCUCUCUCUGGGCACCCAGUACGCUGUGACAGUGAUUGCCAUUCCUGUUCCUGAGCCAUGGGAUAAAUUCUACGACAGCAAACAGUUCACAACACGCACGUGCCCUGAGAAAAACGGCCUGGAGAACUGCAAAUCUGACUGGUAUCCCAGGUAUAUUGAAGUUCAUCAAGAUAAUCAGGACAUUGUUGUGACUUUCAACCUGGCACCCGUGAACCUGGGCAUCCGCCGCUACUUUUCAGCUUGCUUCGGCGGGGGCGUACGCAGAGACAAAAGCAUUCAACCAGACUUCAGAGUAAACAGUACUCAUCACACUUACCGCUUACCCGAUCUCCAUAAAGGAACCAACUACACCUGUGAGAUUGCUGCAGAUGUUGUGGAUGCAGUUAGGAAAACGUUCUUUGUUCAAGUCCAGCAUCAUUCCGAAGAACCAUGGGCUUUACAUAAUAAGGGUCUACCUUUGGCUGUAAUCCUCUGUGUAAGCGUCCUGAUAGCCACCUGUUUAACAGCUAUCUCUAUUACCCUCUGCCAAAAAAAGCGACUGAAGAAAAAGGCAGUAAAGAUGGAGAUACCACAAGAGAGAACUGAAGAAUAUUAUGACAAACUCCUGGAUGAGCCUCACUGUGUGACACUAAACUCCAGUGCCCGCCCCCCUCGCCUCCUGAUUUGCUAUUCCAGUAAUGACGGUCCUGUCCACAUAAAAGUCGUCUUACAACUGGCAACCUUUCUGCAAAGGCACAUGGCGACUCAGGUACACCUGGACCUGUGGGAUGCAUUAAGCAUCAUGGAGGAGGGGGAUCUGGGCUGGUACUGCAGGAUGAUGAAGGAGAGUGACUUUGUGAUGGUCAUCUGCUCUCGGGGUCUCAACCAGAAUCCGCAGAGAUGGAGAAACCAGGAGGAAGACGAUUCAGGCGAUUCAAACCCCACCAUUUUGGCCAUCACAGCCUUAAUCGGGGAAGAGAUAUACCGAGCUAAAGCUCUGCAGCAGGAUCUCUCCAAAUACAUGACUGCCACAUUCGAGUACUCCAAGGAAUCUGACAUCCCAUCCAUUUUAAACUUGGUCUCAAGUUAUGCCCUCCCCAGAGACCUGCCGCUGCUGUUCUCUCACCUGCACAGAGUGGCCCUGCAGAGGCCUGGAGCGUUCCUGCAGGUGGAGAACAUCUCCGAGAACAACUACUCCAGACUGCCUGCUGGAGCAGCGUUAUCUAUGGCUAUUCAGGAGGCCAAGAGUCUGAUCACUGCCUAGAGACAGGGUCAUGUGAUCAGAGAACUCUGGGAUCCAGAGCCAGUCAUCCAGUAAGCUAAUGCUCGUCUGCGUUCGGCAGGUUUGCAUCAGAUCUGUGAAGACAUGCUGUAGGGCUGCAACGAUUAGUUAACAUACACCAAUUUUAAGUGUUGACUAAUUAGGGCUGAAAUAUAUAUAUAUAUAUAUAUAUAUAAAACAACGUACCACAAUUUUUGAUCCUGGGUUCUAGCUACAGUCAUAUGAAAAAGUUUGGGCACCCCUAUUAAUAUUAAUCAUUUUUAGUUCUAAAUGAUUGGGUGUUUGCAACAGCCAUUCAGUUUGAUAUAUCUAAUAACUGAUGGACACAGUAAUAUUUCUUUGGUUUUGCACACCUCAGGCGACUCUGUUUGUGGCGUGCUUGCAGAAAUGGCUUCCUUCGCAUCACUCUCCCAUACAGCUUAUCCUUGUGCAAAGUGCGCUGUAUUGUUAAUAGCUCACAAAAAGCAAUAUUUUCUGAAUCAAAGAGGCCAUCAAAUGGACCAUCCAAGCAAAGUGUUACCAAAAAUACUAUAGAAUUCUAUAGAAGUUGAAGUAUCAACUCAAGCUUGUAAAAGUACUGGUUUUAAAACUACUUAAAGCAUAAAAGUAAAAGUAAUGUAAGGGGGGGGGGGGGGACAUCAAUGUCUAUAAUGUUAUAUUAAAAUGUUAAUGUCCCAGAUUCUACUAAUUUAACCAGCACAGGGCCACCCAUUUGUUAUUAAACCCCAGCCAUUAUUUCAGCUCUUCAACUCUGCUAUAUUGUGGCUAAUCUGCGUAUUGUAGUCUUCAUAAUAAAAGUCCUUAGGCCAGAUUGCAUUAAUAAAAAGAUGUAUACUAAAAACAAUAACUAACAUCUUCUGUAGAUUUCUUUUUAUUUUUUAUUUUAUGUGGACUGUUUAAUUACAUUUGGACUUUUAAUUAAAAUGUGGCCAAUAUUAUGCAAUAUUAUGUUUUUGAAUGUACUUUUUGUUUUAAUUCAUUCAAAUAGUGCAUAUUGCUAUGCAAUUAAAUGCCAGUACACACAGGACAUAGAAGGAUUUGUAUUGGAACCUCAUAAGCCUGGCCUGUAACCAGGAGUGCAAUGUGUGCACGCAAUUAUUCUGCUAUUAAAGUAUUAUUUUGAAAGAUAUGUACAGUACUUUAAGUAUUAUGGUAAUCUAAAUACGUUUGUGUGCAUAGUACUUGUGUGUUACAUUUCUCCUACAUUGCUUUAUAUAUAUUUUUUUAUUCAGAUACUCUGUACAAAUUUCAAAAAGCAUGAAAUGUUUACUAUUUUAUAUUUUUGUUGAUAAUCAUUUCAUUUCCUGUGCAUUUUAUUGGUAUUAAAACAGCUUGUUAAAUUCA
This is a messenger RNA of Astyanax mexicanus (Mexican tetra), 3227 nucleotides long. Its product is annotated as interleukin-17 receptor D. The record is from RefSeq and is a predicted model, not a curated record. The transcript has 12 exons. Bases 114 to 1865 code for a protein of 583 amino acids. NCBI's taxonomy places the organism in Eukaryota, Metazoa, Chordata, Actinopteri, Characiformes, Acestrorhamphidae. Gene Ontology annotation, molecular function: protein binding; interleukin-17 receptor activity.